Molecule: messenger RNA, 1547 nt
Organism: Fomitiporia mediterranea MF3/22
Lineage: Eukaryota; Fungi; Basidiomycota; Agaricomycetes; Hymenochaetales; Hymenochaetaceae
Product: Mmp37-domain-containing protein
Exons: 3
Coding region: 1-1263 (420 amino acids)
Biological process (GO): CDP-diacylglycerol biosynthetic process; cardiolipin biosynthetic process
Cellular component (GO): mitochondrion
Molecular function (GO): phosphatidate cytidylyltransferase activity
Source: RefSeq, a predicted model, not a curated record
AUGCUCGCAUCCGCCCGUUGUGCACGCCGCGCUCACCUCAACCUCAUCCGAUCCUUCGCAACAGAACACGCUCCCUCCUCGUCUUCCUCAGCAGCAAUAAUAGAUGACGUUCUCCCACCACCGACAAAGCCGACUUCUCGUCCGCGCACACGACUUCACCCCUCCCCCCGCUCCCCAUCCAACAACAGCACCAGUCGAGUAGGAAACGCAUUCGCCUCUCUCCCACCCAACUUCGGCCAAAACCAACUCCUCUCCGUACCCAACUCCACGCGAGCCCUCCUCGAAGAAAUCGUCGCUCAAUUCCGUGCUCCAAUCCGCUAUGCAUUCGCCUACGGCUCAGGAGUAUUUGAGCAAGAUGGUUAUACGUCCAUGAAGGAAGAAGGGAAGACACCGAUGUUGGACUUCAUGUUCGCUGUUCGUCAUCCGGAUCAUUGGCAUUCGAUUAAUAUGAACCAGUUUCCGGGGCAUUAUCCUCUUCAUGCGAGAAUGCUUGGAUCGGAUUUUGUUUCGAGGGUGCAGGAAGUGGGGCCUGGUGUUUGGUUUAACACUUUUGUUCGUGUUAAUGAUGUUACUAUUAAAUAUGGCGUAACAUCAAUCGACAACCUCUGCUCCGACCUCCUAACCUGGAAAACACUCUACCUCGCAGGCCGUAUGCACAAACCCUUGCGAAUCAUAAAAGACGACGCCCGCGUCCGACUAACUCAACAAGUCAACCUCACAUCCGCCUUACGAACUGCCCUCCUUACUCUCCCCCAAAACUUCUCCGAACGGGAGUUAUUCGAGACGAUUACGGCGAUAAGCUAUGAUGGUGACCCAAGGAUGUUACUCCCAGCAGAAAACCGUUCGAAAGUGAGUAAUAUUGUGAAGAAACAGGCGACGCUGUUUAAGGAGUUGUAUCAACGACUUGCGGUUGGGUUACCUGGUGUACAUUGGUCUUCUGUAAGUGGGACUAUGAUUGAGCAGGAUGUAAGUCCGCAGACGAGAGCGAGUCAUAUUAAGAAGUUACCUGCUACGCUGCGGUCGAAGUUGGUCGAGCGGUAUGCUGCAAGGGCGGAUAUACCUUCCAGAGAAGCGGAUGAGAGUGCGUUUUGGUUGAAGGUUGCUGGGGAUAAGGACCUAGAACGCGUUCUAAGAACUGAAAUGCGGAGCAUCGUGCGAUAUCCUGCUUUCGUGCAGACGGCAAAGGGAGUCGUGAGCGCUGGGCUAGGGAAGAGUAUUCGAUAUUCGGGUGAGAAGGUGGGGAAGUGGUGGAGAGGAAAAUAAAUGAAAAAUAUACAAGACGAGAUGAGAAGAAGGUGCUAAUUGCUACAGUAUAGUACAUAUUUCAUCCAUAUCCAUCGGGAUACCAUUAAUUCUUAUUUUUCUUCGACCUGGAGUCAUUCGCCCUAUGUACUCAUUCUUUCUGUGAGUUGCUUUGGUUGAUUUUAUCGGUGUUUUCUUUGGAGACGCGUUUUUACUGUUUUCAUUUUCUUAUACUAGACGGGAUUUAGUAAAUUGGCAAUGGUAUAGCACAGCCGUAAAAGAAGCACAAUUCAAUUCAUUUAAUU